Penicillium olsonii is the source of this 1320-nucleotide messenger RNA. The record is from the annotation of a GenBank genome assembly. Lineage: Eukaryota; Fungi; Ascomycota; Eurotiomycetes; Eurotiales; Aspergillaceae.
AUGUCUCCGUUUCGCAUCGUCGAACAUGUUGUACCUACCCAGCACAUUAGGGAGUAUCCGGGCGCGACGGCCAACGAACAAGAAGAACCCCUGCAUUUAGCUGUGAAGCAGUAUAUUCCACUUGAUAACCCCAAUCCGCAACCAGGCGAUGUGACUAUCCUCGCUGCGCAUGCGAAUGGUUUCCCCAAGGAACUAUACGAGCCUCUCUGGGAAGAAAUCCACGCUCGGUCCAAGCAGAAUGGGUUCCGCAUUCGCAGUAUCUGGAUGUCCGAUGUGGCACAAGAAGGCCAGAGCAGCGUGAUCAAUGAAGACUCGCUUGGCAAUGAUCCGAGCUGGUUUGACCACCCCCGCGACCUACUUCAUCUGGUCAAUGUUAAGCGGGCUGAAAUGCCCCGUCCCAUAGUGGGCAUUGGACACAGCAUGGGAGGCGCUCAUCUCACCCAACUAUGUCUAAUGCACCCGCGGCUCAUCCACACAUUGAUCUUGCUCGACCCCGUCAUCCAACGCCAAACCACCCAGCUUGACGGUCUCAGCAUGGAACAGAAUAUGCGCCGGAUCGCCAAAACCACCCAACUCUCAACUUACCGGCGCGAACUCUGGCCUUCACGCCAAGCUGCCGCAGAAGGCUUCAAGCGAAGCCCCUUCUACCAAGCCUGGGACCCAAGAGUCCUCUCCCGCUGGGUCGAGCAUGGCCUCCGUGAUCUCCCAACAGCCAUCCACCCACUGGACCCAAAGACUCAAAUCGACUCUGCGGGACCCCCAGUAACCCUGCGCACUCCUCUCCACCAAGAGGUAUUCACCUUCUCGCGCCCCAACUACCACCACAUCCCGCGCAGCGGAAAGCCCGUCAACCGCGUGACCCACCCAGAUCUGGACGCAGACCACCCCCACAACCACCCAUUCUACCGGCCCGAGCCAGCACGUAUCUUCGCGCAGCUCCCCUUCCUUCGCCCAAGCGUGCUGUAUAUCUUCGCCGGAAAGUCAGACAUGUGUCUUCCCGAUAUGCGCGCUGAUAAGCUCGCCAACACUGGCAUUGGACAGGGCGGCAGCGGUGGGGUUGCAGCCGGUCGUGUGCGAGAUGUGUUCCUUGAGGAGAAGGGGCAUUUACUUGCACAGGAGGCCGUGGAUGAGUGUGCCGAUGCGGCGGCCUCGUGGCUCGCACCUGAGAUCCGGCGCUGGAAGGAUGAAGAGGAGAGCUUCCGAUCGAGUUGGAGUAAGAAGUCCAAGAUUGAGAAGAUGACUAUCGAUGCCGAAUGGUUGGAGAAUGUUCCGGCGCCGGCGCGCAGACCGAAGGCGCAAAGUGGUGGCUCGAAGCUGUGA